Penicillium malachiteum is the source of this 1539-nucleotide messenger RNA. RefSeq names its product double-strand break repair enhancer MSC1 (gene ish1). The record is from RefSeq and is a predicted model, not a curated record. Bases 1 to 1539 code for a protein of 512 amino acids. The transcript is spliced from 5 exons. Lineage: Eukaryota; Fungi; Ascomycota; Eurotiomycetes; Eurotiales; Aspergillaceae.
AUGAAAUUUCAUCUGGCCACUGGCCUGGUCUUUUUUCUCGCAACUGCUGAGGCUGUAGGAGCUUCCAGCUGGUGGAGCAAAGCUGUAUACAAUAAAUGGCAUGAGACGGAACUUGAGCGAUGGCUCUCUGAUCAUGAUAUCCCUCAUCCUAGUCCCGCUGACCGUAGGGAUCUGGAGACUUUGGUCAAGUCCAACUGGGAUACCAAGGUUCAGAAACCUCUGGGCAAUGCUGCUGGGCAUAUCUCAGAUGAGCUGCAAAGUGCCAAAGAAUGGGUUUUUGAUAGCUGGUCUGACUCCCAGCUCAAGGCAUUCCUCGAUCGCCACGGAAUUCCAGCCCCUCAACCUCGCAAGCGCGAUGUCCUCAUCCGGACUGCCCGUGAAAAUUACGAAGCUAUCGCAAAGAAAGUCGGCGAGACAGCCGCUUACCCCGGUAACUGGUUGUACGAGCAAUGGUCCGAUUCUGAUAUCAAGGAAUGGCUCGACGAGCGUGGAUGGGCUGUUCCCCAGCCCACAACUCGGGACAAGUUGAUUGCGUCUCUCCGUCGCAAUUCUCGGAUUGCUAGUCUUCAAGCACGUGUUAUCGCUGCGUCCGCCGUUGCAUCCGCCGAAGCCGCAAAGGCCUCGCUGAGUGAGGAACUCUUCAAUGCUUGGUCUGAUUCCAAGCUGAAGGAGUUCCUUGAUGAACACAAUGUGCGCGUUCCACAAGGAUCAAAGCGUAAUGAGCUUAUCGCUCUUUCUCGCAAGCACCGUGCUUAUCUUUUGGAUCAAGCUGCUAGUGCGUCUUCUGCUGCCUCGGAAGCAUUUGGCGCUGCUACUACCAAGGCUGGAAACGAGUAUGCGCGUGCUACUGAGAAUGUGAAAUUGAAGACCGAUGAUGAAUUCCAGGCUGCUAUUCAGACCUGGUCAGACUCUCGCCUCAAGGCUUUCUUGGAUGCUCGUAGUGUCCCCGUCCCUCAGCCUAGCAAGCGCGAUGAGCUUAUUGCUUUUGUACGUGCUAAUGCACACAAGGCAGCUACUGGAUGGAACGAGUACAACUUUGAUACUUGGGAUACGGAGCAUCUAUUUAAAUAUCUCUCUGCAUUGAACUGCAAGGCAGCAGAGAAGGCUGAUGCAUCUCGUGAGGAGCUGGUCGAGCAUGCUAAAGCCGGCUACGCCAAAGCCUCUAAGGCCGGUGGCGAGCAAUACGCAUCUGCUGCUGCUGCCGCCGCCCAAGCUACCGGCUCUGCCAAAGAUACUACUUUUGAUCAGUGGUCACACUCAGAUCUGAAGAAGUACCUUGACUCUUAUGGUAUCCCAGUGUACCAAGGGUCAAGUAUCAAUGAGCUGCGCGCUGCAGCUCGUCGGCAAACCACGUACUUCAAGUACGGUACCAACAACCCCCAGGAUACUAUUUAUGCGAAGAUUGUCGACACUUUGCAGUGGGCCUUGGAGCAAUUGAAGAUCGGAGCUUCCAGCGGUCGGGCACAGGGCCAGGAAGCAGCCGAGAAGGUCCGUGAGAAGGUCUCUGAGAAGACUCAAAGCCUCCGCGCUGAACUGUAA